Molecule: messenger RNA, 711 nt
Organism: Poeciliopsis prolifica (blackstripe livebearer)
Lineage: Eukaryota; Metazoa; Chordata; Actinopteri; Cyprinodontiformes; Poeciliidae
Product: interferon alpha-inducible protein 27-like protein 2A
Exons: 4
Coding region: 45-368 (107 amino acids)
Biological process (GO): apoptotic signaling pathway
Cellular component (GO): membrane; mitochondrion
Source: RefSeq, a predicted model, not a curated record
UUCCUCCUAAAUCAGAUAGACAUCAGCACAUCGACCCUGGAAGAAUGGAGGAAGAAAUCUGUAAAUACAUCGUCAUAGGUGCAGGAGGUGUAGCAACUGUGGUUCUGACUCCUGCUCUUCUGGCUGCACUUGGCUUCACCGGUGCUGGAAUUGCAGCAGGCUCCAUCGCUGCAAAGAUGAUGUCCUUAUCUGCACUCGUUUAUGGAGGAGGAAUUCCAGCUGGAGGCCUGGUGGCAACCUUACAGUCUGCUGCUACGGCAGGAUUAGGAUGGCUUGGAACUGGAAUAGCGGCUGGUACUGGAAGCAUGAUAGGGAAUAUGAUAUCAAGCAUUUGUAAUGUAACUGUAAAAGUAGAAGACAGUCCAUAGCACAGUCAAGGAAUAUAGUUUUCAUUCCAGUAGAGUUACAGUCAUAUUGUUCUUACAUAAUAUAAUCAUGUCUUAAAGAGUAGAUUCUGAAAUUCAAACAUGUUUAAUCUGAGUAAGAAUGAAGGACACAUGAUUUUUUGCUGUGAACAUGUCUUGUUAAAGGUCAUUAUAUCGCUUCUGGCAUUUUCUAAAUUUUGAGGGAAUGCUAUUUCUACUCGUCAUUCUGAGAGAGUGGAAUAAAAAAAAUAACUUUGUAUGUGUGUGCAUCAGUUGUAAAAUGUCAACAUACACUCAAUAAAUAAGUAAAUAAUACAUCAGUCAAUAAAGAAAAAGUGUUUAAAUA